Geodia barretti is the source of this 3651-nucleotide messenger RNA. The record is from the annotation of a GenBank genome assembly. NCBI's taxonomy places the organism in Eukaryota, Metazoa, Porifera, Demospongiae, Tetractinellida, Geodiidae.
AUGGCACCAGGAGGCAGUCAGGAGUUGAGUCGACCAGACUGCCUGAGAGUAGAUAGAGUGGAGCCUACAGCAGCAGUUAUCUACUGGAAACCCCAGACAUCCUCCCAGAGACUACACCACAUUGUUCUCUGCUCUGGAGCGUACUACAAGACACUGGUCAAUGCUAGCUGGGACCCGGCUGCAGAUUUCAAGACAUACUACGUCCCUUCCGAAGUUCACCAGUUGACUCUCACCAAUCUCAAACACAAUGCCAACUACUCUUGCACAAUUGAGACCGAGAGAGCCGGUCCGGGAAGACCCUGUCAUUUCUCCACUAAUAGACAUAGUGGCUAUGUUGCUGCAAAUCAAGGCUCUGACGAACUGUCCAAUUUCAGGGCCAAAUUCAAUCACAUGUUGCACACUGUCCUACUGGGUGGAGUGCUGCCCAUGCUGAUCAUCGGAGGCUGUGCGGGCACCAUUUACCUCUACAUGAGGUACACGAGCUUCCGUCAGAAAGCAAGGCAUUUGCGGCAGUACCAGAGAGUGCCAACAUUUGAAGUACCUGGUGGACAUCCAGGAGGCCAAGCAUCACACAGUGUUCCUCCAUCUCCUUACAAUAGAGGUGGCAUCCCACCACAUCCAUACAGCACCCUGCCUCCAUCUCCUUACAAUAGAGGUGGCACCCCACCACAUCCAUACAGCAACCUGCCUCCAUCUCCUUACAACUCUCUGCCUCCAUCUCCUUACAACUCUCUGCCUCCAUCUCCUUACAAUAGAGGUGCCAUCCCACCACAUCCAUACAGCACCCUGCCUCCAUCUCCUUACAACUCUCUGCCUCCAUCUCCUUACAAUACAAUACCUCCGUCUCCAGUAACACCAACUAUACUCCCAUCUCCACACAAAGCUAUGGCCCCGUCAUCAUUAUGCAACACUAAGACUCCAUCUCCUCAUUGUCCAUAUGCCACAUCCACUACCAAAAGAUCUCCCUACCAAACCAUACCUGAAGUGCAGCCGUUACGGUAUAACAUGACUUCCAUUCCACAACCUUCGCCUGGCGGUGUGUAUGGUAUGGUCACCAGCCACACUGUUACCCCAGCAACUCCUCGGCCAACUGAAUCAGAGACAGUGGCAGCCACAUCUUCCUACUUCUCUGCAGCUGACGAAGAAGAAGUAUGGGAGACAAUAGAGAGAGAUAUGAGCCACGAGUUUAUGAGCAGAGGCAUUGUAUUCCAACCUCCUACCCCUCUUGCUCCUCCUCCACCCUCCACCCCCUCCACGAACGUCAUCACAAGCAUUCAGCUACACCCCUUUUCUAGCUUGAGGUCAGCUGUGGAGCUAAGGCAGCCUGAAAAGAUGAACACCGCACUGCUGGCGUGUACUGUGGGAGACGCUGCCUGGCUGAAGAGGUGUAUGUCGUCUCGCUUCGACCCGUCCACCACUGACAAAGAAGGACUUACCUGCCUGCACCUGGCAGCCAAGAACGGGCACGUUGACUGCCUGAGGUACCUGCUCGACAGUUGUAGGUGUGACGUGGACGAGGCGGAGACCACCUCAGGCCGCACUGCUCUCCACUUCUCCGUAUCCCACAGACGCAGCCCGCAAACGAGCCUGCAAGUCGCGAAGCUGCUCCUAGAGCGAAGAGCAGACCCAAACAGGCAGAGUGAGGAAGGCUGGACGUCCCUUCACGUGGCGGCUAGUAACGGCCACGCAAGGUGUCUGAAAAGACUACUAGAACACGGAGCAGACAUACAUCUAUCAGAUAGUCAGGGGCGCACGGCAAGUGAUAUUGCUACACUUCAUGGUCAUUUUGAGUGUGCCCGCUUGCUGCGCUCCCUGCACUGGGCAAGGAGAAAAGACAGACAACUCACAUCAGAACUACAAGAGAAGACAGAGGAAAAGAGACGACAACACGAGAGAGCACUCAUUGAGUCUCGACUGAAGAAAGAGGCGGCAGACAGGGCCUACCAGCUGUGGGGCCAGAAUAAGUCCAAGAUGACAGUAGAGCCGCCAGCUGCCUGUAGAGAGAGACAGGAACUGAGGAGCCCUCGCUCUUGUUCCUCUUGUAACACUAGCAGAACCUCAUCAGGGAGGCAGUCGGCCUCUCGCGCGAAGUUGACAGCUCCCAUUAGUGUGACUAUGGACCAGGCCAAGAGGAACAUUGAAUGCACCGGGAGACCUGCCAAACUACAUCCAUACUCCAACUAUCCUCCGCGAAAGCAGCGCAGACCAUCUUCCAAAAAGGCAUCAGUCAGAUCUGGGCGUAGUUCUAGGGCUAGUAACACAACCUCAUCGCCUUCUCCUGCCCCUUUGAUAAUUACCAGUGAUACGAGGAUCCAGGAACAAGAUGGGAAUGAAAUAGCAACAGCUGAACCACAAAGAGUUGCUGAAGACAGAAACCAGGAGAAUUCUUCAGACAGUGGCGAGGAGCAGUGUGAUGUUACUGAACACCGACCGAGUGAGCUAAAUAUCGGUCUACUGAAGAAUUCUUCGGAACCUCUCGUUCCAGAAACUGAGUCAGACGAAACUGCAGAUGAUGUCGAAGUUCAAUUCCUCAUCGGUGGAGUAGGCGAAGACGACGAGGGAGAGACAGAGGCGGGAAUAGAGUACGAAGAAGGAGUUGACGAAAUAGCAUUCCACGAUGUGGGAAGAGCAAACUCUCUCUCCUUACCUGGGGCCCUCACCAAGAACAGAAGUGUGGCGGAAGUGAUGAAGCUACUGAGACACCUGGGGAGCAGUGGGAGUGGGUCGCAAACCUCUCGAUACACCAGACGGCUUUCGUUCUCCUGUGGGUUACAGCGACGCUUCAGUCUGGGGGCCAUCCCCGAGGGUCAGAUGGUGACAAACUACAGCAAUGAGAGUGUGGUGAGUCUGGAGGAGAAGAGCUCUUGGUUGAGACUCCCAGACAUCAGGAGGUCUGGAAUCUGCCAGGAGGGAGAUGAGGGAGGAAGAGGAGAUGCUAAAGAUGAUAUAGAUAGACGACAGGUUUUGGGGGAAAGCAGUGUCUCUGAUUCCUCCCAGGCAGGGGCGGAGAGGGAGGGAUACAAUGAUGACAGAGCUCAGACGGAGAGAAAGACACUCAAGAUCGUCAAUUUGUUAUGGGACGCCUCAUCCAGUACUGUACAGACUAGUAUAACAGAGUCUCCAAUGACUCCUCUCAACCACACGUUGCAGUCUGUGAUCCCUCACCCCCGACCAACUUCCCCUCACACUCCCCCCUCCCCCAUCUCAUCCUCACAUCACUCCUCCCCCACACCAGUCCACACACCACCAAAUUCGAGUGGAACAUCAGUAACAAGACCAGUUCUGCUGCGAUCGAACUCAAGCCAUUUCCCUGCCUUUUCUUUCUGCAGUGAACUGGAAGACCUCCAAGAGGCAGAGAGCAGUCCCAAUAUUAUAGCCUCACCAAGAGGGGACUCAGAUACCUCUCAUGGUCCACACACCCUUGAUCAACCCUCGCUCCCAGCACACUCUCUCUUUGGGAGCCUCAUGGGUGGGAUUGCCUCAAAGUCAAUGGUGUCUCUAGAAGCCACAAACUCAGCUCACCACGAAUCUGGCCAGUCAGUGUCCCUGCAGUUGUGUCAACGUCGAGCCAAGUCAGCCCCUAACAUCCUCAACUUCCAGAAGAAUGAAGAGAAGAACCUCUCGAACCAUGAGAGCACAUUUGAACAAUAG